Molecule: messenger RNA, 631 nt
Organism: Tachysurus fulvidraco (yellow catfish)
Lineage: Eukaryota; Metazoa; Chordata; Actinopteri; Siluriformes; Bagridae
Gene: pla2g10
Product: phospholipase A2 group X
Exons: 5
Coding region: 135-590 (151 amino acids)
Biological process (GO): lipid catabolic process; phospholipid metabolic process; arachidonate secretion
Molecular function (GO): phospholipid binding; calcium ion binding
Source: RefSeq, a predicted model, not a curated record
UCCCUUUAAACAUCCAAGCAGAAGAAAACACACAGCAAAAGAUUUUGGGCUUCAGUGCCGUCGUCCUGUUCCUGCUUCUGUGGAAGUACAUAAGCUCCAGUUCCAUUGAUGAAAGUUCAGCUUCCACAAUCACAAUGCUGUAUGGGACAUUCCUGCUUCUCUCAGUCAGUAUGGCUUCACUGGUGGACCAGAGGAAUGUGAGGAGUAAGAGAGGUCUAUUGGAGCUAGCUAGCAUCAUCAAAUGCACCACAGGCAGGUCUGCAUUCUCCUAUCUCAUGUAUGGCUGCUACUGCGGGCUUGGAGGUAAAGGCUGGCCCAGAGACAGGGCAGACUGGUGUUGCCACAAGCACGACUGCUGCUAUGGGGAUGCUGAAGUCGCAGGCUGCCACACAACGACCGACAAGUAUCAAUGGACUUGUGAAGACAAAGAGGCUGAUUGUGAUUCCCUCAAAGACAGAUGUGAGAAAAUCCUCUGCCGAUGUGACAGAGAAGCAGGCAGGUGCUUAAGAAAAGCCCCAUACAACAGGAAAUAUGCCUAUUGGCCAGACUUUUUGUGUGGCUGUUUAUAUCCUACAUGCAAUAUAUACUAAUUUUGUGUAUUUAUUCUAUGUUUGCUAUCAAAUGAAAAAAA